GAUUUUUGAGCCAGAUUUUGUAUCCUGUACGCGGGCUGGACUGGUAGGAAAUAUCGGGAAAGUAAAAAUACCGAUAUUUCGGCGAUAUUUUCGGCGACUCCACAGUUGCUCCGCGCGUCAGAUCCACUCGCGAUUUUUUUCCGAUUUAUCGGUGCUUCACCGAUAUUUCGCCGAUAUAUCGGCGAUUUUGCCGAUUUUUCAAUCCCUGCUCAUGACCAACUUCGUCAUUUUCUCUCUUGACUGAAGUUUUCCCUCUUAAAUAUGCCUCAAACUCACGUUAUGUGACCAAUCCAACAUCCUCAAACUCACCUUACCAAAGUUUUGACUUUUGAGAACAAUGUCCGUAGUUGCAGAAAUUCCAGGUUACCUCCAACUCCUUUCUGAUGGCUCCGUUAAACGACUUCAACAGCAAACUUCCGCUGCCUCCAAUGGUUCAUCAUCCAAUGGAUAUAAGUCCAAGGAUGUGAUCAUUAACUCAACAAAGCCUACAUCUGCAAGGAUCUUUCUGCCUGAUAUUCUGGGCUCCUCUAGCCUCCUUCCAGUUAUAGUUUACUUCCAUGGUGGAGGUUUCUGCGUAGGCUCAACCACAUGGCUUGGGUACCAUACUUUCCUUGGAGACCUUGCGGUGGCAUCCCAAUCAAUAGUUCUUUCGGUGGACUACCGCCUUGCACCCGAAAACAGGCUCCCUAUAGCUUAUGAUGAUUGUUAUAGUUCACUUGAGUGGCUAAGUCGCCAAGUGAGCUCUGAACCAUGGCUUGAGAGAGCUGACCUCUCUCGAGUGUUUCUCUCAGGGGACAGUGCUGGAGGAAACAUCGUUCACAAUGUUGCUCUCAGAACAAUUCAGGAACAAUCUUGUGAUCAAGUAAAGAUUAAAGGGUUGUUGAUAAUACAUCCCUUUUUUGGGAGCGAGGAGAGGACUGAGAAGGAGAGGGCCAGCGGAGGAGAAGCUGAGGUUUUGACAUGGCUUGACUUGUUUUGGAAACUAAGCUUGCCAGAAGGGUCCAACUGCGACUAUUCUGGGUGUAACUUUGCGAUGGCAGAAUUGUCCUGGGCUGAAUGGUCUCGGUUUCCACCAGUGGUGGUUUAUGUGGCUGGUUUGGAUGUCUCAAAAGAAAGGCAAGUCACGUAUGCAGCCUUUCUGGAGAAGAAGGGGGUGGAGGUGAAGCUGGUGGAAUCUGAAGGAGAAAUUCAUGCGUAUCAUAUGCUCCAUCCUGAAUCUGAGGCGACUCGUUUGCUUCAAAAGCAAAUGAGUGAGUUCAUUCAUAGCUUUUAGAUGGUCAUCAUAAGGCCCUUACAGUUGUACUUCUAUGACUUUAUUUAAAAUAUAGCAGGCAAAAUGUUUUUCAGGUGCUCUCUGAGUCAUCUCCAAUUAUUCAUCAGAUGAAAUUCA
This is a messenger RNA of Vitis riparia (riverbank grape), 1390 nucleotides long. Its product is annotated as probable carboxylesterase 17. Lineage: Eukaryota; Viridiplantae; Streptophyta; Magnoliopsida; Vitales; Vitaceae. The coding region runs from base 338 to 1273 and encodes 311 amino acids. Gene Ontology annotation, molecular function: hydrolase activity. The transcript has a single exon. The record is from RefSeq and is a predicted model, not a curated record.